Glycine soja is the source of this 2215-nucleotide messenger RNA. RefSeq lists its product as uncharacterized. The record is from RefSeq and is a predicted model, not a curated record. Gene Ontology annotation, molecular function: single-stranded DNA binding. Gene Ontology annotation, cellular component: nucleus. The transcript is spliced from 4 exons. NCBI's taxonomy places the organism in Eukaryota, Viridiplantae, Streptophyta, Magnoliopsida, Fabales, Fabaceae. The coding region runs from base 298 to 1989 and encodes 563 amino acids. Gene Ontology annotation, biological process: DNA replication.
CAAUGAAGAAGUUAUUUUAGACUAUCGAUCGAAUCAAUGUGUCCCCAUCAAAUAGGAAUUGUCGCCACGUCAGGGGGAUACGUUCGGAAUUUCGAAAAAUCCCAAUACCCCUUGAGGACCUUUCUGAAAUUCGCGAUUCCCUCUCUUUCUCUCUCUCGGAUUAACGGAACCAAUUAACUAUGGCGUGCGUUUUCUUUCAAAUUCUUCAAUCUCGCUAGGGUUUUACCCUCGAUCAAAUUUGCUAGGGAUCCUAAUUUCUCCCGAAAUCGAAAGAAAGAGAGAAGCAAAACGAAAAAAAUGGCCGUGUCUCUGACACAGGGGGCGAUAACGGAGAUUUGCAGAGGCAAUUGCUCCGAAAACUUGCAACCGGUGCUGCAGGUGAUCGAGUUGAAGCAGGUGCAGUCGCAGCAAAACAGCACCGUCGAGAGGUACUGCGUGGUUCUUUCCGACGGGUCCUUUUACCAGCAAGGGAUGCUCGCCACGCAGAAGAAUGACUUGGUUCAUUCGGGAAAGUUGCAGAAAGGUUCCGUUCUUAGACUCACUCAGUUCCUCUGCAAUGUUGUCCAGAACCACAAGAUUAUUAUCAUCAUUGACCUAGAUGUUAUACUGGACUAUUGUGAGCUGAUUGGACAACCUGUCUCAACACCAAAACACACACCUAAAGAACCAGGAGUCAACUUUGGGAAUUCACAAUCUUUAAAUAGCAGUUCACAUGCAGGUGGCAUGAAUGCUAGACCAAAUGUAUCUGGGUCAUCUAUCUAUUAUCCAAAAGCGAAUCCUCCUGCUCGUAAUGACCCUCCUGCUUAUCCUAAAGCAAAGACUCUGACGCAGGGGGCGAUAAUGGAGAUAUGCAGUGGCAAUGACCCCAAGAAUUUGCAGCCGGUGCUGCAGGUUAUCGAGUUUAAGCUGGUCCAGUCGCAGCAAAACAGCACCAUUGAAAGGUACCGUGUGGUUCUCUCUGACGGUUCCUUUUACCAGCAAGGGAUGCUCGCCACACAGAAGAAUGAGUUGAUCUAUUCUGGAAGGUUGCAGCAAGGCGCCAUUAUUAGACUCACACAGUUCAUCUGCAAUGUUGUUCAAAACCGCAAGAUUAUUAUCAUAGUUGACCUAGAUGUUAUAUGUGAAAAAUGUGAGCUGAUUGGAGAACCUGUCGCAGCUCCAAAAGGUGCACCUGCAGAAUCUGCCACUGGUCAAUCUGGAUUCACCUUUGGAAAUUUGCAAUAUUUGGAUAGGAGUUCACAUUCAGGUGGUAUGACUACUAUACAAAAUUUGGCUGGUCAAUCUCUGGACUUGAAGCCAGUGCUGCAAGUUCUGGAGUUGGAGUUGGUGAACUCCCAACAACAUAGCGCCUCCGUGAAUUUCCAUUUGGUUCUCUCCGAUGGUUACCAUUUCCAGCAAGCGAUGCUCACGACGCAGAAGAAUCAAUUGGUUCGUUCUGGAAAGUUGCAAAAAGGUUCCAUUGUUAGACUCACUCAGUUCGUCUGCAACAUUGUCCAGAGUUGCAAGAUUAUUAUGGUUCUUGAUCUAGAUGUUGUGCUGGAGAAAUGUGAGCUGUUAGGACAACCUGUUGCAGCACCUGCAGAAUUUGCCACUGGUCAACCUUCUGGAUUCACCUUUGGGAAUUCACAAUCUUUGAAUAGCUGUUCACACGCAGGUGGUGUCAGUGGGCUGGCAAAUGAUUUUAGUGCCAUGAACCUUGCCACCGGGCAAGUUACGCCUCCAGCUUAUAAUCCAAUAAAUAGCAGUAGUGAUUUUGAUUUUGGGAUGCCAACAAACCAAGUGGGUCAACGGUAUGAAAGCCAAUAUAACAAUUUUGUUUCAGCAGGUGCUCCUGGUUCAUAUAUGUCAUGCACCAAUUGUGGAGGCUCUGGCCAUAGCUCUCUUCUUUGCCCAAAUAUUAGAAAUCUACCUUUGGGAUCAGGUGGUGGUGCUUCUGUCGAAUGCUGUAAAUGCCAUCAAUCUGAUCACUGGGGGGAGAGAUUGCCCUGAUUUCAGUGCAGCACCUUCAUCAUAUAUAUGGAGGAACUAAUGUAAUGCAAGGGAGGUAUGGGGUUUGCUCAAAAUCAACAAUUUGGAGGAUAGUGAAAUUUAGCAAGCCCAUGUUUUGAGCUUAUAGGAGUUCAUUUUCAUUUUGUCUUAACUCUAUAUAUAGGACAUAAUUACGUGGUAUUGGUGCCGACAAACAUGCAAAUCAUAUACUAUCUUUCGUUGUCGA